AUGUAUAUAUAUUUAAUUCUAAUCUCACUUGUCCUAACUAUUUAUGGUGUAGAAAAAUCAAAAUUAUUUUCAUAUAGGAUUAUUGCAUUAAAAGAUUAUGACUUUUUUAAUCAAUUACAAAUAGGUAAUUUUACUAAUGAUUAAUUAGAUAAGAAAAUGGAAAAGCCAUGGUUUGUAUUCUUUUUUAUGGAGCAUGAAGAAAAAUCAAAAGAAUUUAUUCCAAUCUUUGAUAAAUUAGCAGAGGAAUUUAAAACUACUAAUAUGUACUUUUCAGCUGUUGAUAUGUAUUUAUUUUAUUUAACAUUAGAUAUGAAAAUGAAGAUGUAAGAGAUAGAAUAGUAGUGUCAACAUUUCCUUAAUUAGUUUACUUUGAUAUGAAUAGUCUUAUGUAUAGAUAUAGUGGAGAAUUAACCUUUGAAGAUGUUUCAAAUUUUGUGAGAAAUGAAGAAUGGACUAAACUUUAAGGAAAGAAAGUACCUAAAGAAAUCAAUUAUUGGAAACGUACUAUAAGAAAGCUGACUGGCAUUGUUGCUGUAAGUAUAAUGUAUAAUAGUAUAGAUUCUAAUAUAUUCAAUAAUUUUUACCAUUAUUGCAAUCAUAUGUUACUUUUAAAAAAGAUCACAUUCUAAUUUGUUGAAGAAAAUCAGAAGAAUUGACAUAGCCUAGCAAAAUAUUUAGGAAAAGAAAAAGAAAUAUAUGAAAAUUGAAUGAGU
Messenger RNA from Paramecium primaurelia, 713 nucleotides. NCBI's taxonomy places the organism in Eukaryota, Ciliophora, Oligohymenophorea, Peniculida, Parameciidae. The record is from the annotation of a GenBank genome assembly.